UAAAGGAGGAGCUUAUAAAUGUUGUAGGCGUGCUAGACCGAGGGAUAUAUAUAUAUAUCAACUUAAGCUUUUUGUACAAUUGAUAACAUGAAGAUAGUGCUUAUGAACUAAAUAAACAAUCUGUGUGUAUUUAAUUUCAAUCAUUUGACCAGGAAGAGCAAAUCUCAUUUUGAAUGAGUUUCACAUGAUAGUCUUCUUCACUUAAACAUAUAGUUCAGUCACAAACCAAAAUAAACAGUACGAAAUGGAUUUUAAAAGUGUUUUAAUUCCUCGCGAAAGGUUUCCGCGCUUCGACAACGCAUCUGCAAAAACUAUAGAAUUGCAAUCUAGAUACAUUACUUUAAUGCGCGAGGGAAAAUGUGUGCAAGAAAAGAAAUACGCUACGAUAGUGUUGUGUAAGAGAAAAAGUGAUACUUAUUUUCCUGUAAGACUUAAUUCUUUAAUGUCUGAAAUUUAUAAUUCCUCAUAUAGUUUUGAAGGUGACAUAUUUGAUUCCAGCAAUAGUAACUGUUUUCUACAGGAAGGGAUGAAAAAUGAGGCCUCUGUGCACGUAUUCAUUGCUAAUGAUAAAGACAAAAGUGAAAUAAAGUUUCUUAGCAAAUAUAAAAUUCACAUGAUACUGUAAGCUAUCAAUAAAGAUGCCAAAACAAAAAUUGAAGAUAAAUAUUUUGGUAAAACGAAUGUUACGGUUGCAACAAGAGAAAACUUAUUGGGUGAAAUUGAUGAUUUAUUAGAACGGAUAUCCUUGGAACCACUGAAACCAAUCUGUGAACAUUGUUAUGAUAUGUUCCAUGAGAAAAACUCAACCAUUCAUGGGAACGAAGAUGAACCAAAUAAAUUGUCAAAAAUAAAGAAAAAGAAACAAAACAUUCAAAGUAACGGUUUCCAUGGUGACAAACACUCAAUGAUUAACCCAGUGCAACGCAAGCUUGGAAAUUCUACUGUAACUAGUGGGUCAAGAACAAAUAAUAAAACUGAGAGAAUUACUAACGGUUCGACAUCAAAAUGCACAGAUGUAAUAAAAAAGGACAUAUCUUUUAAAACUUCUACAGCCAUAUAUAAGAGAACAAGGUCACAUCUUAGAAUUGCUGGCAAUACCAACGGUUUCAAUGAUUGCGGCCUGGGUGCAGACGUUGACGAAAGUACACGGUCCUCUCUAGGGAAAUCUAAAAAGAGGCCGAGAGACACUAAUGGGAGUGUCUUAAAAGAAGAUGAUAAAAGAAAAGAUCAUCCGAACAUAGCAGAGAAUGCAGAGCAACUUCUAGAAGCGAUUCUGGCUAUAUAUGGAAUGAGUAAUGUUGCAGAAGUGUACAGACCUAGAGUUCCAAAACUCAAUAAAAAGAUCGAUGAACAGAUGACGGAAGAAAUGUUUAAGAUUUGUCCAACAGUCAAAAGAAUAGGGUAUCGCUAUCGCACAUUUUACAUAUAUGCAGUUCAGCCAUUGACAUUAAAGGAAGAAAAGAUCCGAAACAAUAAAAUCCGUAUGGUACUUGAGAAGUAUGAAAUAUUUCCUUUUAAAAUAGCACAAUGCGGUGAGAAAAAUACAAGAGUUUAUGCACACGGAGCAAAAAAUAGACGGCAAAAUCAUCUGAAACAAUGCAUUUCUUUUAGAUCAAAGACCGUAUUUAAAAUUUUCAAAAAGGCGGAACACUUGGUGGCUUCGUUAAGACAAAGGAAGGAAACCAACAAUACUGUUUCCUUUCAAAACAUGUUACCGAAGGCUUCAACGACGUAA
Messenger RNA from Ruditapes philippinarum (Manila clam), 1735 nucleotides. RefSeq lists its product as uncharacterized. The record is from RefSeq and is a predicted model, not a curated record. The transcript is spliced from 3 exons. The coding region runs from base 785 to 1735 and encodes 316 amino acids. NCBI's taxonomy places the organism in Eukaryota, Metazoa, Mollusca, Bivalvia, Venerida, Veneridae.